GGGUUACAUAUUCUUGAAUAAUUACUGGUAGUUGUACAAUGUACGAAUUGUUGCACAUAAGUGGGGUUAUAGUAAUUUAUUUAAUUUCGUGGUUAAAAAUUACAACUAAUAAUGAUUUAGGUACCAAAUGGCUGCCAACACUAUCUUCUGAAUAUCAGCCUAUCUGAAUUGGAACCGGAACUUACAAGCAGAUAGUAGGUACAGAAUAACUAAUUUAAAGUUUUUCUGUUACGUGUGUUUGAAUAUUAGUCUGCGCCCUGCGGAGUGCAGAGUGUAAAUUGUGACAGUGACGUUUCGGAUAAUAAUUUUGAACCUACGAUCCACGUCGUUGUUGACAGUUGUAACUUGUAAGAUUCUUACUUCUUAGUAAUUUAAUGGUUAGAGAAAUGAAUUUUAUUGUAACUUAUGCAGUUGAAUAAAAGUUUUAAAUUUCAAAUAUAAAUUCACAAAAUAUUUAAUUAUAUACUAAGAGAAGUAAUUUCCGUAGGACAAAAAUAUAUAAUAACUUUCAUGCUUACUAAAAAAAUAUCGAGUGUUGUUAAUAGGUGUAUGAAAUAUUCUUUUCACAAAAUAUUUUUAACCAAAAUGGCAAAAAGCUCUUUUGAGUAUGUGAAAAAUUUUGAACAAGAUGAUGCGUUAUUACCAAAUACUUGGAUUGUGGUUAGACUGGAUGGUAAAUGUUUUCAUAAGUUUUCAGACGAUCAUAAUUUUGAAAAACCUAAUGAUAUUAGAGCAUUGCGAUUAAUGAACUACGCCGCAUUUAGCGUAUUGAAAGAUUUCAAUGAAAUUUGCAUAGCAUUUGGACAGAGUGAUGAGUAUUCAUUUAUAUUGAAAAAAAAUAGUACACUUUAUAAAAGGCGUGCAGCAAAAUUAUUAACGACUAUAAACAGCAAGUUUUCAUCGUCAUAUGUUUUUUACUGGGCUAAAUUUUUUGGUAAAGAACCUAUGCAAUACCCUCCAGCAUUUGAUGGCCGCAUUGUUUUAUAUCCAUCUAAUGAAAAUCUAAUUGAUUAUUUGAAGUGGAGACAAGCCGAUGUACAUAUUAAUAAUUUAUAUAAUACUACAUUUUGGACAUUAAUACUAAGAGGUCAACUAAAUCCAGUUGAGGCCGAAAAGAGACUGUGUGGAACUGUUUCAGCUGAUAAAAAUGAAAUACUAUUCAAAGAAUUCAACAUAAAUUAUAACAAUGAACCAGAGAUUUUCAAAAGAGGAACAAUACUGUUGAGGCAAAUUGUCAGUGAAGAUACAUCUGAUAAAUCAGUAGCAGCUGUUGUUGAUAUUCAUGAUGAUAUGUUAAAAGCAAAGUUUUGGCAGAGGCACUGUGAUUUAUUGGAACCUAGGUCCAAAAAAUUACUGUCAUAUGAUGGUCCAAUAACUGAUAUGAUAAGAGAACAGAUUCAGAUUAAAGAAAAUACAAUAUAAUUUUGAAAAUAAAAACAUAUAUGUAUACAGUA
Messenger RNA from Zerene cesonia (dogface butterfly), 1454 nucleotides. RefSeq names its product probable tRNA(His) guanylyltransferase (gene THG). The coding region runs from base 511 to 1422 and encodes 303 amino acids. NCBI's taxonomy places the organism in Eukaryota, Metazoa, Arthropoda, Insecta, Lepidoptera, Pieridae. Gene Ontology annotation, molecular function: tRNA guanylyltransferase activity; magnesium ion binding. The transcript has a single exon. Gene Ontology annotation, biological process: tRNA modification. The record is from RefSeq and is a predicted model, not a curated record.